Molecule: messenger RNA, 1021 nt
Organism: Aspergillus ochraceoroseus IBT 24754
Lineage: Eukaryota; Fungi; Ascomycota; Eurotiomycetes; Eurotiales; Aspergillaceae
Exons: 2
Coding region: 102-857 (251 amino acids)
Source: RefSeq, a predicted model, not a curated record
GCCUAUAUAUCUGCUUCUAGAUCUUUUUCUUUACUUGGGUUAUCUAAAGAUAUCUAUUUCUUGCUUGUCCCUCCUGUGCUGAGGAGAGGCCGCCAACCAACAUGGCGGAUUCAUAUUCCUCCCAGACAGACCAGGGCGACGACGACUCCAACAACAACAGCAACAAAACCACCACGAUUAUUAUCGGAGUUGUUGUAGGAGGGGUCUGUGCUAUUUGCAUCGCUGCAACCGUCAUCUUCAUCCUCUACAAAAAGCGCAAAUGGGAUCGUAUCCGCCAAUGCGAAGAACGUCUCCUCGACUACCAACUCGCAACAAGCUACUCCAAAUCCCGCUCCGUCACGCCAGAAGAUCACUGCCUUGAUCUGGGGAGGAUGCCGCCAGCCCUAGCCCCGGGUCCGGGUCCAGGACUCCUCCAACAACCGCAAUACGCACGCGACCCUAGCAACCCAUCGAGAAGAUCUAGAUCGGCCACGCUUGAAGCACCACCACCAGCCUACCAAUCGCUUCAUCCGCGGUACGAUCCAUCGCGGUACUCGAAUAUCUCGCGGACCUCGGCCGCGUUCGACCUGCCAAAGUCCAGCAAUGCGAAUAACGGGGGGUUGUCGAUCUCGAUUCCGAGUAGUGAGGGCCCGGGGGGUUUGGCUUGGUAUCAUCAUCAGCAGCAGCAGCAGCAGCAGCGGGAAUCGAUGCUUUCCACGGCUUAUUCGGUAGGAGAUUGGCCAUUAUCGUCGACAUUGGACGCGAAUACUCGUGCCGAUACACGUCGAUUAUCUACUGCUGCUACUGCUCCCCAGGAAGAAAGACGAGGCCCUCAACGACCGAAACCGGUUUUAUCGAGACUCGUUACGAACUUCUAAUAGAGAACAGAAAGGAGGCUUUCACUUUGUUUUGGUUUGGUUAGCGUCUAUAAAUGUCGUUGGCGUUUCUCAGGGUUUCUCAGGUGGGUUUACUCGGUAUUUAUUCUCGGGAUGGAUCUGGGGUUGCUUAUUAUGGAUUCGUAUGAUGGCGUAAGGAAGUAAUA